AUGCACGUCGGUAUUGUCGGUGCAGGUAUAUCCGGCCUUUAUACCGGGCUCUUGCUACGUCGAGAAGGUCACAGAGUGACCAUAUUCGAGGCAGCAGACCGUGUAGGGGGACGUAUCUACACUCAUCGCUUCACUCCCCAAGUUAAAUCACAAGAUGUAUACUUCGAGGCUGGAGCGAUGAGAAUCCCCCGCUCGUCGCUUCAUUCCAUGGUCUUUGACCUGACACGCUAUUUGAACACGCACGGUCCCGCCGAGAACUGGAUUGAGUUGAUUCCCUAUAUCCUUGAACACGAAAAUAACAAAUCGUUUUUCAGGGGUCAAAAGGGACUACUGCAAGAUCCUCGCUGGUCUGCAGACGCGGAUCUCCCCGCAGGCUUCCGUAACAAGACUCCACAGCAACUUCUUGGUCGCGUGGUCAUCCCAUGGCUGACGUUACUCCGUCAGAACUUCGACGAUGGGUUUACAAAAUUGCUGCAAUACGAUGAGUACUCUUUUCGUGCCUAUCUACGCUCUGCUGCUGGAUGGCCUCAUGAAGUAAUUGAAUUCGUCGAGCUUUUCUGUUCGCAGACGAACCAGUAUGAACUUAGCUUUACCGAAAUCAUCAUGCAGAACCUCGACUUUGACACUAAGGAUUGGGUGACAAUUCGCGAUGGCAUGUCACGCAUGACCCAGUGUGCAGCUUGCCUUGUUGGCUUUGAGAACAUCCGCCUCAACACGCGAGUAGAUCGGAUCACCAAUUUGGACGAUGGGCGCGUCGAGUUGUCAGCCAAGGGCCUGCAUCAAACGACUACCAGAGCAUUUGACGCCGUGGUCCUUGCUAUACCCCCUCUGGCAGUCCACAGUAUAGUGGACCGACCUAGGUGGUCCUUCAUGAAGGAGCAGGCGAUCCGGGGUGCGCACUACGAGCCGCUCUACAAGAUGGGAAUGCAUUUUCGCAGCCGUUUCUGGGAGAGAACUGACAGAAACCCGUGCUUUGGGGGUCAAAGCACGACAGACCUGCGUUUCCGGUGGAUCGUGUUUCCAUCGAAUGACCUGGGCAGCAAUGGGAGCGGUGUGUUGCUGCUGUACAGCUGGAUGUCAGAUGCUGCCAAGUGGAGCGGACUUUCGCAGGCUGAGCGCAUCAAGAUUUGCCUGCAUGAUCUGAGCCUUUACUACGCGGAUGACCCCGACAUUGAUGUAUACGAGCAGUACAUUGAAGCCUUUGAUAUCAUGUGGGCGGAGGAAUGGAGCGGAGGGGACGCCAUGUUUCUUCCUGGUCAGUUCUCUCGUUUCCACGAUGUUGCCAAAGCACGCGAGGGACAUGUUUUCUUCGUAGGGGAGCACUUGUCCAGACAUCACACUUGGAUUGCCGGGGCCGUUGAGUCGGCAUGGCGAACGACGGCCGAGUUGCUAGGGUAUCUAGUCUAG
Molecule: messenger RNA, 1407 nt
Organism: Fusarium tjaetaba
Lineage: Eukaryota; Fungi; Ascomycota; Sordariomycetes; Hypocreales; Nectriaceae
Product: amino acid oxidase
Exons: 3
Coding region: 1-1407 (468 amino acids)
Biological process (GO): amino acid catabolic process
Molecular function (GO): polyamine oxidase activity; L-amino-acid oxidase activity
Source: RefSeq, a predicted model, not a curated record